Messenger RNA from Dichotomopilus funicola, 1632 nucleotides. RefSeq lists its product as uncharacterized. The transcript is spliced from 4 exons. The record is from RefSeq and is a predicted model, not a curated record. Gene Ontology annotation, biological process: transmembrane transport. Gene Ontology annotation, cellular component: plasma membrane. NCBI's taxonomy places the organism in Eukaryota, Fungi, Ascomycota, Sordariomycetes, Sordariales, Chaetomiaceae. Bases 1 to 1632 code for a protein of 543 amino acids. Gene Ontology annotation, molecular function: transmembrane transporter activity.
AUGUCUUCUUCCCCUAACACGGCCCCUUCAGGGGUCGAGCGACAAGACCCCCCCAGAGACCUCGAGAGCCAAAGCCCAGACAACGACAACCUCAAGAAAGAAAUCCUCGAGGAACAGCAGCACGGCGAUGAUACUUCGCCAACAACUGAACGCCGCUCAGCCGGCAGCCGCUUCCUGUCGCUGCUGACCGUCCGGCCGGGUGAGGUCUACAAGGCCGACGCCGACCAUAAUCCGAAAUGGUACCAGAAGCUGCUCGACGCGGGUAUCGAAGAGAACGGCAUCAAGCCGGUGCCGCUGGAGCAGCGGACCGUGACGCAGUAUAGCAACCUGUUUACGGUUUUCUUCACGGGGCUUUUGUGUCUGCUUCCCAUCCCAACCGGCAUGCUGGCUACGCUGGCUUUCGGUCUUAGUCUCCGAGACGCCUCACUCAUCAUCCUUUUUUUCGGUCUGCUCACAUCGCUCCCACCGGCCUUCAUGGGCAUCGGUGGCAUGGAGACGGGCCUGCGACAACAGGUCCAAGCUCGGUAUUCGUUUGGCCGCUACCUCUCCAUCAUCCCCCUCCUCCUAAACGCAGCCACAGUGACCGGCUUCUCCCUCCUCGCGGCCGUCGUCGGCGGCCAGACCCUCGCCUCAGUCAACCCAGGCCACGUCAAGGUCGACGUGGGCAUCGUCAUCGUGUGCCUGAUGUCCUUCGCCGUGUCGCUGAUGGGUUUCAAGGCGCUGCACUGGUGGGAGCGCUGGACGUGGAUCCCUAACUUGAUCGCGAUUCUGGUGGCUGUCGGGUGUGGUGGGAAAUAUAUUUACUUGCAGAGUGAGGCGGAGCCUGCAACGGCGCCGCAGGUGUUGGCGUUUGGGGGGUUGAUUGCGGGUUAUUUUAUUACGUUUGGUGGGACGGUGUCGGAUUACUCGACUUAUCAUGAUCCGCGUAAGGCAUCGAGAGUCAAAGUCUUCCUCUACGUCUACGGCGGCCUCCUAGUCCCCUCCGUCCCCCUCCUGGUCCUGGGCGCGGCCCUCGGCGGUGCAGUCCCCAACGUCCCCGAAUGGGCAGCAGGCUACGAAGCCACGGGCAUCGGCGGCGUGAUGCGCGAGAUGCUCCGCCCCGCGGGCGGGUUUGGCCUGUUCAUUCUCGUGCUCCUCUCCCUGAGCGUCAUCGGCAACAUUGCCAUCUCCAUGUACAGCAUCGCGCUCAACCUGCAGAUGGUGCUCCCGCCGUUUGCGAAGAUCCACCGGUUUUUUUUUAUUUUGGUCACCAUGGCCAUCAUGAUCCCCAUGGCGAUCCGCGCUGCGCAGGCGUGGGAGGAGAGUCUGACGAAUUUCUUGGCUGUGAUUGGGUACUGGGCUGGGUGUUUUGAUGCGGUUUUGAUCAUGGAGCUGGUCGUGUUUCGGCGCAUGGACUACUCGACGUAUGACCAUGCGAUCUGGAAUGUGGGUAGCAAGCUGCCGCUUGGUGUGGCGGCUAUUGGGGCUUCGCUGGUCAGCAUGGCGCUGGUGAUUCCGGGGAUGGAAGAGCCGUGGUAUACGGGGCCGAUCGCUGAGACCACGGGGGAUAUUGGGUUUGAGAUGGCUUUUGUGGUCACGGCGCUGGCGUAUCUGCCGUUCCGGUGGUUGGAGAUUCGGUUGACAGGGCGGUAA